UGCUCUGUGUAGGUUUGUGAAAAACCUAGAUUUCGAAAAUGAAUAAAGAUGCCCAGAUGAGAGCAACCAUUAACCAAAAACUAAUAGAAACAGGAGAGCGGGAACGCCUUAAAGAGUUGCUGAGAGCCAAAUUAAUUGAAUGCGGCUGGAAGGAUCAGUUGAAGGCACAUUGCAAAGAUGUCAUUAAAGAAAAAGGAUUAGAGCAUGUUACUGUUGAUGAUUUGGUGGCAGAGAUCACUCCCAAAGGCAGAGCCUUGGUACCAGACAGUGUGAAGAAGGAACUCUUACAAAGAAUAAGAACCUUCCUUGCCCAGCAUGCCAGUCUUUAACUUUGACAUUCGUCUGGGAUACUGUGUUUCUGUAUUAUGUCAGUCAUGUCAGGAUUGGAAUGCAGUUUACAUACUUAAGGAUGGAAAAUCAUUAUUUUUUUUGUAUGAGUUGAAGUUUCUUUGCACUGCAUCGAUUUCUUAAACUUGGUGUUAUUUUAAUAAAAAAUUUUGUGGACUUGUG
Cariama cristata (Red-legged seriema) is the source of this 510-nucleotide messenger RNA. RefSeq names its product enhancer of yellow 2 homolog (Drosophila) (gene ENY2). The record is from RefSeq and is a predicted model, not a curated record. The transcript is spliced from 4 exons. Gene Ontology annotation, biological process: positive regulation of DNA-templated transcription; regulation of transcription by RNA polymerase II; poly(A)+ mRNA export from nucleus. Lineage: Eukaryota; Metazoa; Chordata; Aves; Cariamiformes; Cariamidae. Bases 39 to 329 code for a protein of 96 amino acids. Gene Ontology annotation, cellular component: nuclear pore; DUBm complex; SAGA complex. Gene Ontology annotation, molecular function: transcription coactivator activity; chromatin binding.